This is a messenger RNA of Antrostomus carolinensis (chuck-will's-widow), 402 nucleotides long. RefSeq names its product StAR related lipid transfer domain containing 7 (gene STARD7). The record is from RefSeq and is a predicted model, not a curated record. The transcript has 5 exons. NCBI's taxonomy places the organism in Eukaryota, Metazoa, Chordata, Aves, Caprimulgiformes, Caprimulgidae. The annotation marks the transcript as partial. Gene Ontology annotation, molecular function: lipid binding.
GUCUGCACAGGAGAUGAAGCACAUGGAGAACGUAUCCAGCCUCUUCCAGGGCGACUAUCAACCUGCUGGGGAGCAGCCCUGGGAGAUGAUCAUGGACAAGAAGCACUUUAAACUCUGGCGACGGCCCAUCGAGGGCACCCACUUGUACCAGUACCGAGUGUUUGGGUCGUACACAGAUGUGACUCCCCGACAGUUCUUCAACGUACAGCUGGACACUGAAUACAGGAAGAAAUGGGACUCACUGGUCAUCAAACUGGACGUAAUCGAGAGAGACUUGGCCACUGGAUCGGAAGUGAUUCACUGGGUCACUCAUUUCCCGUACCCCAUGUACUCACGAGACUACGUCUACGUUCGGCGGUACAGCGUAGACAAGGAGAACAACCUGAUGGUGCUGGUCUCACG